Penicillium cinerascens is the source of this 405-nucleotide messenger RNA. RefSeq lists its product as uncharacterized. Lineage: Eukaryota; Fungi; Ascomycota; Eurotiomycetes; Eurotiales; Aspergillaceae. The record is from RefSeq and is a predicted model, not a curated record. Bases 1 to 405 code for a protein of 134 amino acids. The transcript has a single exon.
AUGCUCUCCACGAAGAAUGACGUUGGCAACCUAUUGAUCUCGACAAAUUCUGGAACAAACGACCCCUACGUUACCCGCGGGAUUUCUGCCUUCGACGUCGGCAGCAUCCAGAGCAAAGCUCUUCCUCACGAGAGAGGUCUGCCGCAAACUGAAGGAGAUAAACAAUGUGCAUUGAAAGCCCGGACUACAGCGGAGCCCAUCGGCAAAGGCGGCGUGACCAUCCAAUUGUCUGCUCCGGAGCUGCCAAGAGGAACCAUGUGGCGACAUGAAUUUAUCAUCAGACGAGUGUUGAUUCAAUCAUAUGAACCACGGCCAAUCUCCGACCUGAUGGGUUACAAGCAGCAAGAAGAGCUCUCCGGACAAGGGGUCGUGAUCAUCUGCUCCGAUGGACCAAGGUCCAAAUGA